Molecule: messenger RNA, 1725 nt
Organism: Periconia digitata
Lineage: Eukaryota; Fungi; Ascomycota; Dothideomycetes; Pleosporales; Periconiaceae
Source: the annotation of a GenBank genome assembly
CCCGCCCGGCCGUUGGUCGCAGUGGCCGCAUGGAACCCGCCGCAAUGGCAUCAACCACCCCGAGAUCAGUUCCCAAGCAAGCGUAGCCCUUUUCGUCAAACACGUCACCGUCCUAGCCCUUCCAUCCAUUCACGGCCCACGCUCCCUGGCCCUGUAGCGCUCACACUUCGGUCACUCAUCGCAUCUGUUCACUCAUUGCUUGUUUCAAUCGCUCCAGCAGCACCGGCAAGGGCGCGAAGAUCCAUUCUCGGCUGCCUGCAUGCAACAGGGAAGGUCCAAUAUCACAAGCAUCGGGGUGGCCCAAAACAUUUAUCAACAUCUUCACUUGAACACAAAAAACCCGCAAUAGCAUAAGCAAGCCGUCGAUAGCCUGAGCGUACCAUCUACUCGCCCGAGUAAAGUACCUAGGCAGGCAGGAUGAGCCCUGUCGUGCCCGUUGCUGGUGACGAGGAACAGAAGCUCAACUAUUCCGCCCACAUCAGGUAUUGGCGAAGAAACCUCAAGACUUUCCUACCGCACCACUACACCGGCAAUGAUGCCAAUCGCAUGAUCUUGGGCCUUUUCAUCCUGUCCGCUCUCGACAUCCUAGGUGAUCUCCCUUCGGCCCUCUCUGCAGAAGAACGUCAAGGCUAUAUAGACUGGGUGUACCUUUGCCAACUUCCAGAAGGAGGCUUCAGACCGGCUCCUGCCACCCAUCUUGGAGACGCCAGAAACGACGACAACGGGAUAUGGGAUCCUGCCCACGUGCCCGGUACCUUUUUCGCUCUCUCUACUUUGGCCAUCCUCGGCGAUGAUCUCGAAAGAGUCAAAAGGAGAGAAAUAUUAAUAUGGCUCAACACGGUGCAGAAACCAGAAGGGGGCUUUGGUGAGACGCUGGGAGAGGGUGAUCGGAUUGAGGGCGGCGACGACUCCAGAUUUGGCUACAUGGCCACCGCCAUCCGAUGGAUUCUACGAGGCACUCGCGAAGGUCCAUUGGAUGGUGUGCCUGACAUCCGCGUCGAUCAUCUUGUACAGUGCAUUCGAGAUGCCGAAGCAUAUGAUGGUGGGCUCUCCGAAGCGGCAUACCACGAGGCUCACGCUGGCUUCACGUCAUGCGCUGUAUCCACGCUGGCCCUCGUUGACCGCCUGCCUGUUUCCAAACCAGAUGGACGCCUACGAGGUAUCACUAAUCUUCCCAUGACCCUGCACUGGCUCGUUUCCCGUCAGACUUUGACCAUUGACGAGACCGAUGCCAUGGAUACCUUGAUGGACGAGACAGAUUCUGCAGCAACGUGCCACGAUUCCCAUUCUUUUGUCAAGAUGCAGACAUAUCCCUCUUUGCGUGGGCAAAAGUCCUUCGAAGAUAAGCUCCACUUGCCGUUCGCCGACACCGACCUCAAGUGGGUAGGUAUCAAUGGACGACUGAAUAAAAUUGGCGACACCUGCUACGCCUACUACGUGACGGCACCGCUCUUUACUCUUGGUCAUCAAGACGCUAUUGACAAACGACCCAUUCGGAGGUGGCUAGUCGAGAAAACAGCACACAUGAUUGGUGGUUUCGGGAAAGGACCUGGCGACCCCCCAGACAUAUAUCAUUCCUUUCUAGGUCUGAUGGUGUUGUCAAUGUUUGGCGAAGCAGGACUUCAAGAUGUUGAUGUUGUGCUGUGCAUCACGAAUAGAGCGAAGCGACACGUAGAGUCUCUUCCGUGGAGAAAAGCAGCUGUGGGCGCUGAGGAUCAUGUAUAA